Melanotaenia boesemani (Boeseman's rainbowfish) is the source of this 5547-nucleotide messenger RNA. RefSeq names its product tripartite motif containing 66 (gene trim66). The transcript has 19 exons. NCBI's taxonomy places the organism in Eukaryota, Metazoa, Chordata, Actinopteri, Atheriniformes, Melanotaeniidae. The record is from RefSeq and is a predicted model, not a curated record. The coding region runs from base 432 to 4205 and encodes 1257 amino acids. Gene Ontology annotation, molecular function: protein binding; zinc ion binding.
GUCCGGGCCAAAGAGCGACAUCCGAUGGGGGGCAUCGACACUCGGGAGAUUCUCGGGUCAAGAGUGUAGCUCCUCUGGGAUCUGUCCCCUCCUCAUGCUGACAAAGGGAAGAAGGCCACAGCUCACUCAUCUUAGCCCAGCCCAACAUAGCCUGACACAACCAGAGCCUAACAUCACCUCAUCCUGCCUCUCAUGCUGCAUGCUCUAAUGAAACUAAAGUGACGGGUCCUACACUUGGAUGAACUGGGGGAGGAGAGAGUGCACUGAGGCUGUCAUGUAAGCCGUCUCCUCUGGGGCCACCUUUUGGUGCGCACUGCUUCCUGCUUUAGGUAGAAGCCUCAGUGUUUUUGCUGCUGAGGCAUCAGGCUGCUUUUUCUCCUCUCUGCUCCCUCCAGUUAAGCAGGCAGCACAUCAUCACUCCACGCACUGAAAUGGACAAGAUCUGCUCAGAGUGCACAGAGCCAACACUUGCACAGAGUCUGUGUACGCUGUGCAACAAGUGGUUGUGUUACCAGUGCACAGAUGUGCACCAGCAUCAGAGAGCCCCCACUGCUUCUCAGUUUGCAGACUUGUACCAGCAACAGAGGCCCAGUGCCACCCAGUGUCCUGACCUGCACCAGAGAGGCUCCAGCUCCCUGCCUCCUACUGGACAAGGCCCAGGGUCGUAUCCUUGUCCCCUCCUCAUGUGCCAUUCUCACAGACAGGAACCCUUGGAGCUUUUUUGUGAGUCAUGUGACCUUCUGUGCUGCAGCAGCUGUCACCUGUCCUCCCACAAAAACCACAGGGUGAUGCAGAUUGGGAAGGCUCUGCAAGAUCAGCAAUGGCUGUUUGAGAGCCUGAUGGUGCAAGUGGAAGAGAGGAGGUCUGCCGUGGAGAACAAUGCUAAACAGAUAGAAGACAGACUGCAUGGAGUAAAGAUUGCACAGAGGAAGGCAGAAAACCAGAUUAAAAUGGCAAAGAUGAUUAUGAUGAACGAGCUUAACAAACGAGCCAACCUAUUAAUAGAGCAACUGGAGAAGAUUUCAGAAGACUUUCAGCAGCGUUUGGAGGACCAGCUGCAAGGGGUAAUAGAGCUAUGUGGCCAGCUGGACCACAUUCAGAAGUUCAUCACCUGGGCCACAACCCGCCACUGCAGAGGUCCGGUGCUCUUCAGCAGGGCUCUGAUUUCACUCCAGAUGCAGCAGCUGCUUGAGGCAUCUUUCCUCUCAGACUCUUGGAGUCCUGUUAAGAUCAAAUUCAACUGGGAUGCAAGUUAUUGGACAAAGCAGAUUUCCUCUCUAGGCCAGCUGACGGUUGAGGGGGGAAACUGUACUUUUCCUCCAGGCUUGGCUUGUUCCAGUAUUAUGAGGCCUCAGCCCAUCACCUGCUUGUCUCUGCCAACCAUGUUUCACAGAGGCCGAGAGUUGGGCUGUGGGUACCAGGCCUGCUGUGAGCCCCAGAUGUGUUGCCUGCAUGGCAUUCCCCCUCAGUCAGAUCUGGCCAGUCUGGAUAAAAGCCAGAUGGAAACCACUCUUUACAACUCCAACUGCACUCAACCGGGUCUUAUAUCAGCCUCCCUGCAUCAGAACCAGCAACUCCAGAGGUGCUGGGACACAGAAGGCACCUUGCUAUGUCCUCGUCCUACAUCUCCUGUUUCAGUCGUAGGGCCCAUGCAGCUCAACUGCAACCGUGGAUCUGCAGCACAACCACAAGCUGCUCAUACCCUACCCCACUCACAGUCUAUAGCCUAUCUCUCUUCUCAGCAACACCAGAGAGAAAUACUUUCAGACAGCCAGACUCAGCUGAGUGCAGACCGCUCCAGCCGCGGCCAGUGUAAGGGGAAGUUGUCGAGUAGCAUAGCUCUGCAUCAGGAACUGAGUCACACAGUGAUGAACAGAGAAGUGUUGACUGAGGAGAGCUUGGAGACAAGGUGCAGAAUGGAGGAGACUUGCAGACAAACAGCAGUGGCUGAAAACAGAGUGGUGCUGGAUGAAGUACUGCAGGCAGACAGGAGGGAGCAGAAUCCUGUCCAACAGCAGCUUCAGCAGCUUCAAGCUUCUUUAGUAGCAGAGCAACAGAAAACCAGACCUGCACUGACACCCAGAAACCACAAAAAUGGCAAGAGAUCCACAUCCCUGGAGGUAUCUGCGACAGUCCAUGAGUGUGUAUCUGAUGUGCAGAGCAGCAAGCUCAGCUCUAGUUCAGCAUGCUCAAGGAGGAAGAGACGCUCCCGGAGCAUCCCGGCAGAAUUGGCAGCCCCAUUCACCAGCCCCUACACAGAAAGGCCUCCAGGAUGCAAUAACAGCCGAGUUGCAGAAGCUUCAAAGAAGUAUGACAGUGUGGAUCCCAGACAGAGGAGAGCCUCAGAUGGGGUGCUUUGUGUUGUUAAGGAAACCUUAUCUGACAUGGCCCCAUCCAGAAGACAUCUGUCUCCUUCACUGUCUUAUAAGACGGAGCCAGACCCUUCUUCCACAAUUGUAGGUGGAGAGGUUGAUUAUGGAACUAAGGACAAACACAGAGCCACAAGAAAUAGCUUUAACAGUAAUGAAGACAUCCUAAAGGACUCAGGCAGAUCCAGAGUUCCAGUAGUUUGCUUAGAGCGCCUUAAAAUACUUGUGUCACAACUCCCACCACAUGGACGAAGACAGAGUGACCCUUUGCCUGCCAGUGGGAUGGACAACAGUGAAAAUAUCCCUCAGCAGAAAACCAGGCAUGAUGUAACACCUGAGAUGCAGGAGGAAGCAGGAGGCUCUGACGCCAGGACAACCACUCGCUCACUCACAGGGCCACAGUAUGCAGAGCAACAGAUUCAAAGUCACUCUAUCAAACUGUCAACCGACUGUGAGUUUGACAGCAUCACUAACAGAGGGAGGCUGACGCCUCACCAAACAUCCACACCACUUCCCACUGACUCAGUUUAUGUGCCACAGUGUUCCUCCACACUCGAUCUGGAUUCAGACUCUGAUCCCAGGUCAGCCUCUGAGGAUGCUGUUGUUUCUCCAAAUGAUCCAGACCCACAGCUAGAUUCAGAUGCUUCACCGGACUCUGAUCCGAAUGCACCAUCUUCAUCUGAGGCUGAACUUGAAUGUGUGGCUGAUAUGAAGCUGACAGCUGCAAGAGAGAUGAGGCUAUGUGAGGAUUCUGAGCCAAGUCUGGAAUUUGAGGCAGAUCAGGAAUUAGAUGGAGGAAGAGAAUCAGAAGAUGGCCAAGAGCUGGACAUGUAUACAGAAUCGGGUGAUGCUCAAACAGAGUCUGACACCCAGCCUGAAUAUGACCCCACUUUUCAGGCUGAGACUGAUUCAGAUGCUGUAUCCGAUCAGCCUCCGGACUCCCAGGGCUCUGUGGAGUUUGAGCUGGAUGUAGAAUCUGAAACUGAACUUACCACAGAUGACCCACAGCCUCUUCGCUCUGACCUGGAGGAGGAGUCCCAUAUUGGUCCUGCUCAGAGGCCACUUCUGAUUGCAAACCCUAUUGGUCAGAGCGACACAGAGGAGGUCCAGUCUGAGCAAGAAGGUGCAGAAAUGGAGAGUGAGGACUUCUGUGCAGUGUGUCUGAUUGGAGGGGAUCUGCUGUGCUGUGACCGCUGUCCUAAAGUCUUCCAUCUGUCUUGCCAUAUCCCACCUCUGCUGAGCUUCCCCUCAGGUGACUGGGUGUGCAGCCUGUGUAGAGAUGUUGUACAGCCAGAGGUCAAAUACAACUGUGAGAAUGAGAGAACAGCUGGCGCACACACAGCAAAUGGACUGUCAGCAUAUGACCAGAGGAAAUGUGAGAGACUGACUCUUCUGAUCCUCAGCAACAUCUUAAGCACCCCCUUCCAUGAGCCUGUCAGUCCACUUGCACGCCAUUACUACCAGAUCAUCAAGAGGCCGAUGGACCUGUCUGUGAUCAGAGCCAGACUCAGUAAGGGGAAUCCCAUGCAUUAUAGCUCACCAGAUCAGUUUGUGGCUGAUGUCUAUCUCAUGUUCCGCAACUGUGCAAAGUUCAAUUAUCCUGACUCCGAGGUAGCCCAAGCAGGCCGCAGCCUCGAGGCUUUCUUUGCCUCCAAGCUAAAAGAAGUUUUCCCAGACAAAGUUUUCCCAGUAGCUGAGGUGGACUCUGACAGCGAUGAGUAUGAUGAGGCCUAUAGGACAGCUGAAAGUGGUUUCCCUUGGCCAGAGAGGAGGGAGCAGUGCCACAGGAAGAGAAAGAGGAGACAGUCGCUCAAGUCAAGGCGACAUCAUUUCUAACCAGAUGUGACUAUACUGCACUGUCGCUGUAAACUUUUUUUUUUGGGUCAUAAAGUAGCUCUGUCUUGUGGUUCGCAGUAAUAUGACUGUACUGCCAUCUGAUGGCAGCUGAACACAUCUAGAUUACUAACAGAUGUAGAAGCGAUUAUUAUUCCUGCAGGCAGCUGAUUAAAGGAGCAGAAAGUCUAAAAGCUAUUUUAAGUUGCUGCAAAUGUAUUGAAUUUCUACACAGUUGAAAUUGCACCUUCUUGGAUGUCACAGUAUGUUGGUUUGAUUCAGCAGCCAUUGUGCUUAGUAGGCAGGUAAUGCAGCUAAUUGCAUUUUGAUCAUUUAAUCCUAAUGUACUGCUAUGCUUAACAUUCUGUAUUUAUCUGAAAAAAAUAUACAUGCUUCAUGUUACAUGCUGUAUUGCAGCAUCCUCUGUACACAGAGGAUAUUGCAUUUGGAUGUUUUUUGCUUUUGUAUUACGUGGACUUUUUUAGAGUAACAUAUCAAUGAACUCUGAAUCUUUAAGCUUGUAAUUUUUCAUAUUCAUAAAUGUUUAACGUAUAAUGCAUCCAUCCUUGUUUAGAACUUACAUUACAUUAUUUGUUAGUUAAUAAAGCAUUGCAAGUGAUUAUCUAAGAUUUUAUUUGUGCUUUAAUUUCUAUCAUGGUAACUUUUCUUCAACAAAACAGCAGCAAAUCGUUUUUAUCUUUUUGAAAACAAAUGACUUUGUCUUUUUGAUUGAAGUAAAAAUGAUGUGCUAUAACCACUGUUAGAGCUCAACAGCAAAAUAUAAUGUUAUAUGAUAAUAAUUUUAUGUCCUCAUUAAGCUUAUAAAAAAAAUGUUAAUUUUAUAUUUGACCAUUAAAUAAUCCUGUGUGUACAUUAUAUAACAUGUCAGUGUCGCCUUUGUGACAUCAACAUCUUGUCCUCUUUUUAUUAUCUAAAUAUCUCAUGCUUGAUAAAAGUGUAAGGUAUUCAUAUCAUUCAGUAUUGAUUGUUACAAAAAUGUCUUGCUAACAGUGAACCAUACUGUUAAAAGUAAAUAUUUCUCUUUAUAGUAACACUGUAGAGCAUUCCUGUUUUACAAAUGUCUAUAUUGGCUCCCUGCAGCAUAAAGUAGACACUGUUUAACUUUUAAUCACUGUAUUGAAUGUACAGUAUAUGUAAUGUAACUUCUUUUUUUUGAGAACAGUAGAUGUAGUAAUAUUACCUUUUGUCAGGGAAAACUGAUUAUCUACAUUUACUGUCAUUGUUUCAGGAUUUUCUUUUUCUUCCAAGUUGUUUUUUUUUACUGUAACAGCUUAACCAUAAAUGCACACCACAGUAUACUAUCAAUAAAAUGCUUUCAACAGAA